Molecule: messenger RNA, 8850 nt
Organism: Volvox carteri f. nagariensis
Lineage: Eukaryota; Viridiplantae; Chlorophyta; Chlorophyceae; Chlamydomonadales; Volvocaceae
Exons: 50
Coding region: 1-8850 (2949 amino acids)
Biological process (GO): cell morphogenesis
Cellular component (GO): site of polarized growth; cell cortex
Source: RefSeq, a predicted model, not a curated record
AUGCACCUGCCUGCCGCUGAGCUGCUGCUUAAGCAGUUCCUAAAGGCUAGCGAUGAUAUCAUCUCCAAGAUUUCCCCUCAGGAGAACUUCCUACAUUUGUUAAAUGAUCCCAGGUUUGCCCGAGCACUGGGUAGCCUGCGGCUGCUGGUGCAGCACCAUCUAUCCCUCCUCCUGAAGCAUCUGGAGGGUUGGCGCGCAUCCACACACAAUGGCCUGAUGCGGCUGCCGGACAAGACGGACCGUGACCGUGUGGUCGUGACCAGCAAGCGGGCCGCAAUGGAGGUGAUCUAUUUUGAAGCAGCUUUGCAGCUGCUGGACCUGUACACGGACGACUUCCUGGAAAACAAAGAGUUUAUUGCUUACUACGACAUGCUGCAAAAGAAUGUCUUCCGCGUGCUGCUGAUCGCGGAGGACGUGUUCCCUUUUGAUUACUCUAAGGUGGUGGUGGCGGAGGCGGCCCGUGUGGUGGGGGCUAUCAGCCGUAAGAUAGCGCUCAGUCACGUGGUGGAGCCCUUCGUAGCUGCGCUUACGGACCGCAUCAAUCCCAAGAAGGACCCCAGUGGAGCCAAAACCAACUAUGACGCUUUGAGAGCUCAGAUUGUUCGUUUGUCCAGUGGCAUGCGCCACGUGUCACUGUCUUUUAGUAGCCAGGAGGCGGUACAGGAAGCCGUGAGCUUCCUUGUGCGAGUACACCCGCUCAACCACACGGCGCCUAUUAAGAAGAGCCAGAUCCACCACGCCCUGGCGGACAUGCUGACCUCCAUACUGCUGCCGCUGGUGCGCUCAGACGCGCCUCAGAAGGCAGCUGCCCUGCUGGGGCCCUCCGCGCUAGAGCAGUGGUAUCAGACCGUCAUGUCCAUACGAGCAGAUAUCGUUGGAUGGAUGAACAAGCACCAGAAGCACGUCAACGACGGCUACCCGUUAGCCACCACACUCUUAUGUCUUGCCAGUGAUAAGGACUACUCGGCACAUGUGGACACCGCCGCGGAUUUCUUACACAAGGGGCUCAAGGUGAAGGAGAACCGCGCCGUGUGCGUGCGGUGCCUGGUGGUCCUGGCUUGCUCGUACCUGGUCCGCUACGGGGCCCACAUUAUCAAACACGAGCUACACAAGUGGCUGGAUCGGGUCCUCAAGCCGGUUACACAGCUGGCCAAAAAGGGCGGCCUUACCAUCUCGGAGCAACUGGAAGUGAUUGCACCCAUCGCGGAGUUGUCCCCGGAGUUCGCGCUGCAGUACCUCAUUUUGGAGCUGCUCAACUCGGAUGUGAACGAUUGCGCAUUGGCAGGGUUAAGGGCUGUACAGGCGCUGAUCUUAACUGCGCCUGCGGUGGCUGCCGCUGCCGCUGCGGGAAGCGGUCACCACCGCUCUGCAUCAAGCUUGGCUCAAGGGGGCCCGGGUGCGGCUUCCGCCAGCGGUUACGGCUCCGCGCAUUACAACGGCAACGGCAGCAGCGGCGGCGCCCUCCCCUCCUCCAGCAGCACCUCGGGGUUACAGGCCAUCCCGGGAGCAAGCGCAUGCAGACGGCACACUUUGCCCAAUCCCUUCCUGGGUGCUGUUCCUAUUUUACGCUGUGCCAUGGCGUAUCGGUUGACUAUCGGAUGUAAUCCGGCUGCACAGGCUCUGCUACGACGGGCACCCACGCCGUCCGCCGGGGGUCUUCUGUACAGCAGCCCCUCUUUGGCUGCCGGCGGUCUGGUGUCGUCCGCCAGCGUCGGUAGCGGCCUCGCUGGCGGAGGCGGAGGCAGCGGACCAGGCGGCGGCAGCAGCGGCAGCAGCGGCGUGGUGCCGGCCGCCGCUUUCGCCGCUGUCAACGACAUGCUGCGCCGAGGACUGCACCCCCUGGAGGUGCUGGGGGUAUCACAUUUAUUGACCAGAAUCAGCGCAGCCCUGGCCAAGCUGCUCACCAGCUUGCAUGCCAUGUAUGGUUCCAAUCUCCUUUACGGCCCCGGGGAUCCCAAUUGGAAGGAAAAGGCGGCAGGCUUUCCCGUGUUGCUGACCCUCAUACGGCUGCUGCCGUAUUUGAAGCCAGACGUGUGGGCAAACAGCAGGCCACUGGAUGUGCUGCCCAGCUACACCUGCCACGCGGAGGCCUCCCUCCGUGUAGUGGCGGAGGAGGUGCUGUUGUCGGUGGUGCGCGGCUGUCCCCACCUGCGGAACACCGUCAUCUGCUCCUUCGCGGCAUUCACGGCCGCUCUGCCGGACGAUGCUGUGCAGUGUGUACGGGACUCCCAGCGGCUGCUCAGAGACCUUAUGGAGCUCUGGAUUGCCCUGCUGGCGGAACGGGCGGGGGGGGACGCGGUGGAGGUGGUCAGCGGCGGCACCUCAGUCAGUAGUGGCGGCCCCAUCAGCGGGCGGGAGGCGCUGGCAGUGGAUGUGCACCGGCUGGAGGGCUACUCGCUGGUGUGUAUGGCUAGCCACGAUGAGGCGAUUCGGAGGGAGGCGAUGCAGUCUCUUCACCUCAUCCGGGCUCUGCAUCAAGCCACACUCUCCGCCGAGCCGUAUGAGCUGCCACCCUGCCAGCUCAAGCCCGGGCUUGGAGGUGCGAUGGUGACUCGGAACCACAGCAGCGGCGGCCUGACAGUCACAGGGCCGAGCGGUGCGACGUCAUCCAACUUCACUGGUGUCGUGAGCCGGCCUGUUCAUGGGCCAAGCGCCAGCAGGGAAAGUCUUGACAUAUACGGCGGGGUCAUGGACCUGGGCCCAGGCACGCCCGGACCGGCCAAGAGCAACACCGCACAAGGGCUACCUGACGCUCUCGAAGCCGAUCCGCCCACCUACCUUGUGGAGUUGGUUGAGGAAUCGGGACCUGCGCUUCUACGGGAGACGUACUGGGACUUCGGGGACUUCUCGGACAUGUGGAGGCUGUACAAGCCGGUGCCGGAAAACGUCACGUUUGAGGAAGUGCUCGCCGCCCCUGGCCGCCCUUCGGAUGAACUCUCUCGCGUGCGCUUGGCCCGGGCGCUGCUCGCGUUGAUGGCCCUGGCGGUGCGGCUGGUUCCCGCCAGUGCGGCGGUGGCUGCGGUAGAGCUGGUAGCGAGGCUAGGCCGCAUGCUGGGUCGUGGAGGGGAUAACCGCCUGGUCCUGUUGGCCGAGUAUCUGGAACCCGGCCGGCGUGACGCGUGGCGCAAUUGUAGCGCCAUGAUUUGCGCGUGUCCGCACACGCUGAGGGAGCGCACGCAGGAGAAGCUGGCCCGCCGCCUGCCAAGCCUGACCAGUCGCGACAUUAUCCGGAUGCAUUUGGCGCUGCUCACAGCCUGCGCCAGCUCCUCGUCUUCAUCGGCACAGGCAGUGCCGCCCAGUUUGCAAUUGUGCAGCAUGAUGUCGUUGGGCCAUCUCUCCUCGGACAUGUACGGGAUCCUGAUGGAGGAGAUGCAGCCGUAUAUUGACGACUACCUGGGCGGACGCGGGGCAGGGAGCGGCAAGAGCAAGAGCAAGAUGCGUGACGAGCUGCGGCGAUGCAUGGCGCACGUGUUUCGGAUUCUGUCCGAGCAGGUGCCCCUUGAGGUGCUGAACUCCAACCCGCAGCUUCGGAGCCGGGUGCUGGAGUUUAUACGGGAAUCAUACACAGUAUUGCGCAACAUCCAGCUCGGCGCGGAUACUUUUUGGGAGGCGGUCCAGGUGGCAUACUGCCUGACCGCCGUGGUGCGCAACAUCGCGGUAUCGCUGAGGCCGCUUCUGUCGCAGGCGCUGCACGGGGGCCCGAUAACCGCCGCCCAGCAGCUGCAGCGUGACUCGCAGGGGCGAGCACCGGACGCGGCGAUGGCCGCCACGGCUGCUGCGAGUGGUGGUGGUGCGUCGUUGCGCAAGCUGCUGUGGGAGUUAAUCCUGUUCUGGUGCGAGGAGGCUUACAUCCUGCUCAAGGACCUCAAGGCGGUGGUUGGGGCCGUGGCUCCCGGCAGCGACGUCACCGCUGCUCUACGGACGUGUCCUGAAAGCAACUACACCAGGGCCAUCAACCUUGGUAUCGGUGCGGUGCUGCACAAGUUAAAGGACUCCCCGGAGGGCCUUCGUGAGGAGCUCCACCUGGCAUCACAUUACGUCAAUCACUCGGCCAGGCUAGCGCUGGCGGCACUGCUGGAGGGGCCUGUAUUUGACAACGACACUCGUCGACCCACGGGUCCCGUGUUCACCUGGAUUGAUAAGCUCCUUGCGGUGCCCAGGGAGGGGCCGGGGCCGGUGACUGGUCCUCCUCGGCGAACGGUGGGCUUUAAGGCCCUGCGAGCUCUCCUGACCCACAACCCUGACUUGUUCGAGGCCUGCUUGGACAAGUGCUACGACUCCAACUGCUCCCUGGCCAGUGGAUACUUCCAGGUUAUGUGUGAGGUGUACGGCACGCAACCGGUGCGGUGCGAGCCGCACAUCGUGUUGGCGCUGGUGCUGGUUAAAAUAGUGGACCCCGCACAGGAGGUCCGCGAAGACGCGCUGCACAUGCUGAAUGUCCUGAGUCAGCGAGAGUGGCAGUCGGGCGCCUCGGCGGCGGCCCAGGGCCUAGGGCUGGGGCUGGGCCUGGGGGCUGAUCCGGGCAGCUCACAGGCGGCUGCCGGGGCUUCACCCUCCUCCCGGAACGGUGCUCCCGGCUCUCCGAACGGGGCGGAUGCUGAGGUGGGUGCAGCCGCUGUCAGUAGCAGCAGUGGCGUCGGCGUCAGUGACGACGGGGCGGUGCUGGUGAUCGGCUCGCUGCAGGACUCGUAUAAUCAGUUCCAGUACGAGCUGUCGGGCAGCCUGGCAAGGGAGCACCCCGAGCUGAGUGAGGCCCUGUGUGAGGAGAUGAUGACCCGGCAGCUAGAGUGCAAUGACGGCCUCAUACAGCACCCGGUGCUCACCAGCCUGGCGCCAUGGAUGGAGAACCUCAUCAUUUCCUUCCCGUGGAGGGGAAACUGGAGUGAGCGGCUGCUCAAGAGCAUGUACUAUGUGACCCUGCGCCACGGCACCCAGUUUCCCAGUGAGAUCCAGAGGCUGUGGACCCAGCUGGCCAAGCGGACGCGAAACAUCAACCCCAUACUGGACUUUUUGCUGCACCUCGGCAUGGCGACUGCACUGCAGACCGAGCAGACUUCACAACAGACCGAACACAACCUUAUGAUGGACUUCUUCAGUGUCGCCAAGCGCAUCGUGCUGUACCUGGCCCGAGUCAGCCCCACGGAAACCAUUGGCUACCUGGCGAUAGAGCUGGCCAAGCAGCAGAUGGAGGAGGGGGACGCGAUGGUGGAAGGGGCUUACCUCACUGCCGACGGCGCCGGGACAGCGGCCACCUCGGCGGCGGCGCCCGCUGGUGUCGGGGCUUCCCGCGGAACUGCCGCUAGCGGCGCCAAGGUCGCUGCUAGUGGGGCGCCUGUGGCGUUUCCGCAUGUGCUGGUAUUUGGCGGACCACUGGACUGCGUGGUGGCUGGAGAGGAACGAACAAUGUACACCUCGUACGAAUCUGUACCGACAGUAUCUUCCACAUCCCAAGGGGGCGCCGCCAGUACCAGCGGCCUGGGGUUGAGUAGCCACCUGGAACCUGCUUCGUCUGCGACCGGUGCCGGAGGGGGCAGCUACCGGAAUCAAAGCCUGGACCAAGGGCCACGGCCCCUCAGCGGUCGCUCCGAAGCCAGCGGCAGCAGCCGCAGCGACGCCAAUGGCCUUGGCGGCGGCGGCGGUGGCAUGGGAUCGUUGGCGGACAGCAGUACGGCACCUGGGCGGGGGCUACUAGGCGGCCUGGGAUUUGGCGGCUCGGACCACAGACUUCGACCCGCGGAUGACAGCCGCAGUGCCGGCGGCCUCCUUGGCAACAAGGCGCUGCUGUCCAGGGCCGAGCUUGUUCUCUGCUGCUUGGCUGAGGUGGUGUACGAGCACGAGGUGGACCCCCAGCACCUUCCCCUGCUGCUGCAUGUGGCCCUCACGUGUGCGGACCACGGGGAGGCAGUGGUGUCCACCCACUGCCAGCAACUCAUUGUAAACCUGCUGUACAGUCGCUCCGCGCAGAUGAUUGACCUCAGCCCCGACCUCGCCACCACGCCCCGUGCCGUCUCCACUGCCGGGUACGCCGGAGCCGCCACCAACGGCGGCGCCGCAGCUACCACCGACGCCGCCCCGCCUUCCUUCGCCGCCGCGUCUCCCGACGCCGUCGCAGCCGCCGCCAGCCUCGACGGCAACUUGCUGCCCAGCGCCGCUGCGCUAGGCGGCCUCACGGUGGCGGUGACGGAGGCACUGUCGUACGAGCCGUCCUUGGCCGUGGAGUGGGGUACGCGGGCUUUGGACUGGGCGCAGCAUGCGCGCAGUCGCCAUGCGGCGUGUCGCUCCUGGCAGGUGCUGCGGGCGCUACGGCCCCCGCUGAAGGCCGACCUGGCGGCGGCGCUGGUCCUGAGCCUGGAGGCCUGUUUUCAGAGCGGCCUCAUGGCGGGGUGUGAGGUGGCAGUGGAGAUCAUCACUACCACCCGGCUGCUGGUGGAGUCUCUGCCUCCCGGCCGCCUGGUGCUGUACCCGCAGAUCUGGUGGGCCGCUCUAGCACUGCUCCACUCUCCCCAUGUGGCCGUGUACCGGGCGGCACUGGGGCUGCUGGGCGCGUGUGUGGGGUCGGGGGCUGGGGGUGUACUGCGGUUGUGGGCGAGUAAGGUCCAGGCGGUGCUGCUGGCGGCGGCCCCCGGGCUGAGUGCGGCUCAGCUGCUGGCGGCCAGCCAUGCGGCCACCACCCAGGACAGCGGGGAGGAUGCGGAUGGUGGUGAUGGUGGUGGAACUGACGUGUGUGUGUUUGCAGACCCCUGGGUCCUGGGCUACCACGUGCUCAAUGUGCGGGAGGCCUCACCGCAGUCCACCUCGCCACACGGGAGCAUUGCCGUACAGCAGCUGCUCCUCCGCGGCCUCACUCACCCCCUCACAGUUGCUCCGACUCUGCACCUGCUGGCCGCCUUCGGUGAGGCGCUGGCACAGCAGGCGCAGGUGCUGCUCGCGCGGACCGGUCCCUCAGCGCUGCAUCAAACCCAGUCCGGCCACCAGCAGGCGGCCUAUCACCACAACCACCACAACCAUCACAACCACCAGCACCCCCAGCACCAGCACUACCAGCACUACCAGCCGUUGCAGCAGCCCCACCUGUUGAUGGGGGGUUCCUCGGCGAGCAGCUCGGCGGGCGGCGGUGCGGAGGGGCCUGGGUAUGCGGACCAUCUGGGACUGCAGCUGCAGCUACCCCGUCUGACUUCCGGACUCGACGGCGACGCCAUGGACGAUUCUCUGCUGGACGGCGCCGGCGGCGCCACCCGUACUGGCAGCGGCGUCGGCGUUGGCCUUAGCCGCGGUGCCAUCGUAGUACCCCACAGCGACUCGCUGCGCAAGCACCGGGCCCUCAAACUGGACUCCUUCCAAACCCUCCUAGGCUCUUGUCGUAGCCAGCUCUUCGUGUCUCUCAUGGGCCUCCUGCCCCUCAUGUUGUCCUUGCACGGCAAUGCCGGUGGCAGCGGCAUCGUCGCCUCCGCCGCGGGAGGUGGCGGCUCCGCUGCCUCCUCGUCCGAGGACUUCCCUCAGCUGCAGCCACAGCAGCAUAGUCGCGCUGCGCGCUGUGUUGCGGCAGCGGCAGCGGCGGCAGCCUCUCAGGGGGUGGCAGGCGGCGCUGGCGUUAACGGCGGUGUUGGUGUUGGCGGCGCGGAUGCGGUUGAACUGGCGGAGGCAAUCCAGAGGGCGGUAGCAGCGCUGGGCCGCGCAGCGGUGGUGCUGGGUAUGGGUCCGGAGCUGGGAGCGCAUCUCCAGGUGCUCAGCUCUCAGCAGCUGUCUUUCGAGCCGGAGCUGCUGGAGUCCACCGUCAUCCAGCUGCUGACCCUCCUUAGCCGGGCCCUCUUCCCCCGCUACACCUCCUGGGUCCUCCACCACCUGACCGACCUGCUGGUGGGGGGAACAGCGGCCACGUGGGCCUCAGCAGCGGCGGGGUCCAGUGCAACCACAUCCAGCGCCACAAGCUUCGCCGCGGCAGCGGCUGCCGCAGCCGCCGCCUCUGGAGGCUGUAUGCCUCCAGGCCCGCGGCAGGACCUCCGACUGGGUCCGGCGGCUGCUCUGCUGGUGGCCGAUGGGGCUCUGCUGCAACCCGUAGUGGCGCUGACGACAGGCCCCAUGGGAGCGCUGGCGACGGAGACACUGGCAGCGGCGCUGCAGUACAGUCAGGAUGAGCGGUUCCAACGGGAUCUCCAGGAAGCAGCGGCGCGGGCAUCGCAGUACGAACAGCAGCAGCUGUCGCAGCCACAGCCGCAGCCCGCAGCGCCACGGACGCUCUUCCCGCCGGUGACGCCGGUAGGGGAGCGUGUAGCUGGAGCUGGAGCCAGCGGGAGCGGCGGUGGAGCACAGGCUGAGCCGCCAGCCGACACAAGUGGGCGGUGGCGGGCUGAGUACGUGCGUCUGCGACUGGCACUCAGCGAGCUGGAACGAACGGAUGGGGAGGAUCGGGGACCAUGCACCCUGGGGAUCUGCGUAUUAUUCUCAGGGUCGGAUUCACUAACGAUGUGGCAGCGCCCAGCCCUCAUCCGCUCAGCUCGGGGCCAGGUGGCUAGCCUGGAGGCAGCACAGACCAUUAACCGCGAGGUGUGGCUGCCAGAGUCAGACGAGCUCAAGAGUGGCUUCAGGAUGCUUGUGUGUGCUGAGGAGAAGAAGCUCUGCACCAAAAUCGAGGCUGCUGGUAUGGAUUACUACAGCUUGGAAUGGGUGAUGGAACACCUUCAUGGGCGGAAGAAGGAGCAGCAGCAAGCGAUUCGCGAUAAGCGUGCCACCAAGCAGCACCUCGACCGGCUAUGGGAGCAGCUGCGAGUUUGGUGUACGCAGCGUGCCAGCGUGCUGCCAUUCGGGCGCCACUACAGAAGCGGGCCACGGAGGAGUCUAUGCUUCUCUUGA